CUGGAGGCACUUCCGGCGUACGGAUGCCUUCUCUAGCGAUCUCACGUUAAUGGCGGGCGGCGGCUGCUGAGCGGGCCCGCAGAUAACCGCUGCCCGCGCCGGGAAAGCCUCCCUGCCUCUCCUCCUCUCCCCCGCUUUCCGAUCGCCGCCAGUCCUCGCCGCCGGUCCUCGCCAGCAUGUCCGUGGUGCCGCCCAAUCGCUCUCAAACCGGCUGGCCGCGGGGGGUCAACCAGUUCGGCAACAAGUACAUCCAGCAGACCAAGCCCCUCACCUUGGAGCGCACCAUCAACCUGUACCCUCUUACCAAUUAUACUUUUGGUACAAAAGAGCCCCUCUAUGAGAAGGACAGCUCUGUUGCAGCCCGAUUUCAACGCAUGAGGGAGGAAUUUGACAAAAUUGGAAUGAGGAGGACUGUGGAAGGGGUUCUGAUUGUACAUGAGCACCGACUGCCCCAUGUGCUACUGCUCCAGCUGGGAACAACUUUCUUCAAACUACCUGGUGGUGAACUUAACCCAGGAGAAGACGAAGUGGAAGGACUAAAACGCUUAAUGACGGAGAUACUAGGUCGUCAAGAUGGAGUCCUGCAAGACUGGGUCAUUGAUGACUGCAUUGGUAACUGGUGGAGACCAAAUUUUGAACCUCCUCAGUAUCCAUAUAUUCCUGCGCAUAUUACAAAACCUAAGGAACAUAAGAAGUUGUUUUUGGUUCAACUUCAAGAGAAAGCCUUGUUUGCAGUCCCUAAGAAUUACAAGCUGGUAGCCGCGCCUCUGUUUGAGUUGUAUGACAACGCCCCCGGAUACGGACCCAUCAUCUCUAGUCUCCCUCAGCUUUUGAGCAGGUUCAAUUUUAUAUACAACUGAAUUCCUGAGCAGCGGAGAAGUAAAAGAAGCCGUCUCUGUGAGCACAGCUCCGCACAGUCUAGAAAAACAUGGUAGAAAAGAAAGGUGUUUUGUUUUCUCUCUUUCCCACGCCCUAAAUUGCCACCUGCUUUCUUUUGUUUGAACAGUAAUGUUGAUAUGAAGAAUCUAGAUAGUGGUGAAAACAUAUGUGAUAAUGUUUAAUUUGCUUUUGUUUCUACUCAUACGUUUUUGUACAUUAAAAAAAAGUGGACUUCUU
Messenger RNA from Pipistrellus kuhlii (Kuhl's pipistrelle), 1116 nucleotides. It is a transcript of the gene NUDT21, whose product is annotated as nudix hydrolase 21. Gene Ontology annotation, cellular component: mRNA cleavage factor complex. The transcript is spliced from 7 exons. Lineage: Eukaryota; Metazoa; Chordata; Mammalia; Chiroptera; Vespertilionidae. The coding region runs from base 177 to 860 and encodes 227 amino acids. Gene Ontology annotation, molecular function: mRNA binding. The record is from RefSeq and is a predicted model, not a curated record.